AUGACUGAGGAAGACUUCGAUAAGCAACUUAGAAAGGCUUUCCAAGAACUACAAUCCCAAAUUCUAGAAAGUAGGGAGAAACAGAAGAAUGCCGACGUUACAAAAGCUGCGAUGAAACAAAACAUAAGAGUGGCAGAGAUUGUCAAGUCACAAUUGGAACACCUCCCUAAAGAUGAGGAUCGUGCUCUUUAUUGGAUUGUUGGUCGUGCGUUCUUACAAGAGACAACGACUUCAGAGAUUCAACGCCAGAAUGCUGACAUCAAACUGUGCAACGAGCGUAUAACUUUAAUGGAUAGGCAGAAGGACUACUUGGCCAAAAGCAUUGCCGAUUCUGAGAAGAACUUGCGUGAGCUCAUUCAGACGAGAUGUUGA
Molecule: messenger RNA, 372 nt
Organism: Meloidogyne enterolobii
Lineage: Eukaryota; Metazoa; Nematoda; Chromadorea; Rhabditida; Meloidogynidae
Source: the annotation of a GenBank genome assembly